This is a messenger RNA of Paramecium tetraurelia, 800 nucleotides long. RefSeq lists its product as uncharacterized. The record is from RefSeq and is a predicted model, not a curated record. Gene Ontology annotation, molecular function: AMP kinase activity; ATP binding. Lineage: Eukaryota; Ciliophora; Oligohymenophorea; Peniculida; Parameciidae. Gene Ontology annotation, cellular component: cytoplasm; mitochondrion. The transcript is spliced from 4 exons. Gene Ontology annotation, biological process: nucleobase-containing compound metabolic process.
AUGGAUACACAAGCCUACUCCAAGAUUUCAAAUGCUGCUUUAAUUUAAGAACUGUAUAGGAGAUAUAGAUGUCAAGAGGAAGCAUUGAGAAAAAGAAUUGUAUUGUUAGGAAUGCCAGGAGCAGGCAAGGGAACACACUCAGCUAAAAUGCUGGCUCGUUUCUGUAUGUGCCAUUUGUCCACUGGAGAUUUAUUGAGAGAAGAAGUAAGAUCAGGAAGUGAAUUCGGGAAGAAACUAAAAGGAAUCAUGGAGAGAGGAGAAUUGAUUGAGGAUGAAGUUAUGUGCAAUCUCAUCAAAUAACAAUUAGCCAAACCUGCUUGUGCUAAUGGUGCCAUUUUAGAUGGAUUCCCUCGUACUAUUCCUUAAGCUGAAAAACUUGAUUAGAUUCUCAAACAAAGUGGAUAAUCCAUUGAUUAAGCAAUAUUUAUGAAUGUACGAGAAUAAGUUGUUGUUGAUCGUCUUGGAGGCCGAUGGACUCAUUUGAAUUCAGGAAGGACUUAUCAUUAUAAAUUCAACCCUCCCAAGGUUCAUGGAGUUGAUGAUGUUACUGGUGAACCUUUGGUUUAGAGGGAAGAUGAUAAAGAGGCCACAAUCAGAAAUAGAUUAAAUGUGUAUUAGAAUAAGACAUCUCCUAUUAUUGAUUAUUACAGAAAAAAAGGCAUUUUAUUUGAAGUAAAUGCAGAAAGACCUGUAAAUGAUAUCUGGAAGGAUAUCAAGACCAUUGUCAAAACCAAAUGAUUUUCAUCUAAUUUAACUUAUUUUUUUUAGUGCUUUGCAAAUUUCUUAUUAAUAAUUAAUUA